Aspergillus glaucus CBS 516.65 is the source of this 309-nucleotide messenger RNA. Its product is annotated as F1F0 ATP synthase subunit f. The transcript has 5 exons. Lineage: Eukaryota; Fungi; Ascomycota; Eurotiomycetes; Eurotiales; Aspergillaceae. The coding region runs from base 1 to 309 and encodes 102 amino acids. Gene Ontology annotation, biological process: proton motive force-driven ATP synthesis. The record is from RefSeq and is a predicted model, not a curated record.
AUGAGCUACAUCGCCCGCCGCGGUCUCUCGACCUUGAUCCCUCCCAAGAUCGCUUCUCCCAAUGCGAUCGGUGCCGCUCAGGAUGCUGCCCGUAUGGAGCGUGUCGUGAACUUCUACGCCCGCCUCCCCCGCGGUGCUGCUCCUGAGGUCAAGCCUACCGGCCUCAUUGGACGCUACCAGGCCCGCUACUUCAGCGGCAAGAACGCCUCUGCUGCGCCCCUUGCCCACGCCAUUGGUGGUAUCCUGAUCAUCGGAUACAGCAUGGAGUACUACUUCCACCUCCGUCACCACAAGAACCACCCUCACUAA